AUGGCCCCGCCUGGUACGGACUGGCAGCCACACACAAGAGACCAGAAGAGGAUCCCUGUCGGGGCAGUGUUGGAAAAAUUAAAAGAGGGUAGGAUUGGAUUCGAUGCGAGCCACAGUGCGGGACGCAUUGGGUGUGUGGUCACUCUGGUGGGUGUUUGGCGCAGCAAGCCCAGGCCUCGUGUACCUCUGUACCUUCCUCCACAGCGACCGGGGCAGGGCCCUCAACCGACCUACGCAACCAGGAAGUUACCACCACCUCCCGAAUUUGACAAGGGAAUGGGUUCUCUUCCGGACGCCGUGGUGAAUGCGAGGUGGAUAUGGAGGACGCUUUUCUGUCUUUCGUCACCCCUUCCGGUGAACAUCCUCAAUAUUACUUUUGUCGGACCGCAUCCAUGCUUGGCACUGGCAACAAUUGGUCUUUCUGCUGCUCUGCCGCCGCGUUGA
Pyricularia oryzae 70-15 is the source of this 444-nucleotide messenger RNA. RefSeq lists its product as uncharacterized. Bases 1 to 444 code for a protein of 147 amino acids. The record is from RefSeq and is a predicted model, not a curated record. The transcript has 3 exons. Lineage: Eukaryota; Fungi; Ascomycota; Sordariomycetes; Magnaporthales; Pyriculariaceae.